AUCACGUUCUUCUGGAGGUCACUAGUUCUUAAUUGAUUUCAGCUGCGUCUCCCCCGCCUCUCCUCAUAAAGCGCCCCCACCGUGACGGUUGUUAAUCGUUUUUUUUUUGCGUUGGAUUGCGUGGGCUGAACAAUCCGGACAUCGUGGCCACCGACGUGGACCCCCCGCCACCGGGACCCACGCACACCGACCACCACACUGGGAAGUGUCCUCUGCUCACUGUGGAAGCAGCAUGGAAGAACUGCAGCAACUCUGUUGGAAACGAGGACCUCCACGCUGUUGAACACAAACUGUUCUAGGCCUACUACAAACCGAGGCGGUCCCACUCGGUUAAAGAUCUCGUGGUCAAUGCGGCAGACCGCUGGACCUGGACGUCACCUUCUGCAGAUACUUCACUGCCCUCAGGAAUCCACGGAUAACUUGAAAAAAGUCAGACUCCACAUGUCCGAAGAAUCCAGGAUGGAAACUUGUCGAAGGAAGAAAGGGGUCUGUUUUUGCUCAACCCAUAACCCCACUGAGCCCUUCUGUGGAAACCUGUCUGACUGACCCUACUGACUGGGGGCCUGUUGUGUGUUUGGUUGGUCUGGUAGAAGGUUUGCUGCUUGUGAUCUGCAAGGUGGUCCUUGGUUAGAUGCGGUGUCUGACUUGCACACCACUCUCCCAAUUCUAUUCUUCUCUUUACUACUUUCAAUACACUUGCUGCUGCUGCUGUUGACCGCUGGUGGUGCAAUGUGGUUUUUAUUCGCGUAUGUUCUGUGGACUUUGCAUUUGUAUUUUAAUGAACAUGUUUACUGCCUGUUAGACCUCUGAUUGGCAUACCUAAACUCCUUCACUGGCAAAAUGUAGAUGCAAAUUAAAUGCCAAAAUUAACAUUUCAAUAUUCGGUUUGCGUAUUUCACCAAUAGCUUCGGAACUAAAUGGACCUCGUAUAUAAUUUGCUCUUCAAAGAUGCGGUCAGGCGCCCCUCCGUUACGUUUUCUGCCCGGUACGAAAUAGACCGACCAAUAGCAUAGCAUCGACCCAUUUUAGAUCGCGCCCUUUAGACACGCCCCUUGGAAAUUGAACAACGCAGAGGAUCCAGAAGGAUUUCACAACGAGUCCAUUGGAAGAUAUCGAGGAACAUGAACAUCACCAAUGAAGGAGAGUAACGUUUCCACUUGCUAUAGGAAUUUAGUGAAGCACUAAAUAGUUAAUAAUAAUAAUGAUAAAAUGUGGUCACCAUUUAUUGACUUUUUGGGAGCGGAUUGUACUCCCAGAGGCUUCAACAGAGCGGGUCUGGAGCUGGGAGCUGCAGGUGGAUGGUGGCCAGGAGCCGUUCAGUCCUACAGACACAGACGGUAGAGGUGAUGGAGGCGGUCGUCUGGAGGUGCUCGUCUGGAGGUCCGUGGCGGUCGUCUGGAGGUGCUCGCCGUGAGGUCCAUGGCGGUCGUCUGGAGGCGCCUGCUGCAGGUGGAGGGAAGGCCGGGAGUCGUGCAGCCCAACGGAUGCAGAACGAAGGACUGAGGCGGAGGUCCUGGAGGCAGAGGCCAGCCUGGAGGUCCUGGAGGCGUCCAACCUGGAAGGGGCGGCAUGGAGGGCCAGGUGGCGGCUCCUCAUCCAGUAAAGUUAAACUCAUCUUCAGUGCAUCCAUGAUGAAAGGGGAGAAAUGUUCCAGUGUGCAACUGGAACUUGUGUCUCACAUUUCAGAAGGGCCUGGAGACGGCCAACCUGGAAGGCCUGGAGACGGCCGAGAUCCUGGAGGCAACGGCGGGCCUGGAGGUGGAGGCCAACCUGGAGGUCCUGGAGUCGGUGGGCCUGGAGGCGGUGGUGGGGACCAACCUGGAGGGCCUGGAGGCGGUGGUGGGGACCAACCUGGAGGGCCUGGAGGCGGUGGUUGGGACCAACCUGGAGGUCCCGGCGGCGGCGGCGGCUCCUCAUCCAAAGAAAUGAGGCGACGUUGCGGAGGUCCAGGCGGUUGGCCCGGUGGAGGUCCUGGAGGAGACGGUCCCGGCGGUGGAGGACGGCUGGGGGAUCCGGCGGUGGAGGUCCGAAGGCGGCUCGUGAUUAGACCAACCAGCUCCUCAUCCAUGGAAGCAGGAUUGAAGGAGUCACUUGGGAUGAAGAUCACUGCUCGGGGGCUGACGACCACUCAUCUUUCCGGAGAAGCGUCCUCAUGGUGCAGGCGGUCAAACCUCCACCUCUUUGAAGAGACCAAGCAGCUUGAUGACUGACUGGUUCUUUAUACUCAAGACCUCGUCCCGGAGCAGAGGACGGACCUAAGGCCCGCAGCGCAGCCGACUAGAGACUC
Messenger RNA from Gadus morhua (Atlantic cod), 2287 nucleotides. Its product is annotated as myosin heavy chain IB. NCBI's taxonomy places the organism in Eukaryota, Metazoa, Chordata, Actinopteri, Gadiformes, Gadidae. The record is from RefSeq and is a predicted model, not a curated record. The transcript is spliced from 10 exons. The coding region runs from base 1299 to 2210 and encodes 303 amino acids.